Leguminivora glycinivorella is the source of this 463-nucleotide messenger RNA. RefSeq lists its product as uncharacterized. The record is from RefSeq and is a predicted model, not a curated record. The transcript is spliced from 3 exons. The coding region runs from base 26 to 385 and encodes 119 amino acids. NCBI's taxonomy places the organism in Eukaryota, Metazoa, Arthropoda, Insecta, Lepidoptera, Tortricidae.
UCCCGCCGCCGACGCCGCCGCCGCCAUGUCGCCCCUCGCCUGCUCGCUGCUCGCCCUCACCGCGCUGCUCGCCGCCGCCGACGCAGUCAUGCCGCCACCCGAUUGUACCUCCGUCACGUUAGGCAAGGUCACAGAGGACGUAACUACAUUUAGUUUAAAUGUUGGUGGUGGCGACGUCAGAAUUCCUGAUAAAUGCACUAGACCGGGCCGAAAACUAGUGGGGGUGAAAAUCGAGGCUUGCCUUUCGCCAGAAAAAAAAAUUAAAAUAACGCAGGCAUUGCAGACCGCGCCCGAUUUCCCACCGAACUUCUCUCUGUUCAAUAUUGAGGUCGAUACAAUUGUAGUCAGUGUUCAGCAGUAUGGAGAAAUGGUCACUCCACCUUGAGUCGUCAUAAACAUUGUAUGAACAGGGAAAUUAUGUGAUAAGAAACUGAUUCUUGUCAAUAAAAAAUAUGAAUUAAAA